UUGACGUUUGGCCAAACUGUCAUACGCGGUACAUAAAAGCAGCCUACUUUCAGACGGAGAUGUUUUGGGGGUCUUUCGCUGAAAUCGGUGAAAUCAAAGCUCGGAUCCCCAACUAGAUCUCAUUUCUUGAUUCCCGUUGGAAUCCCGGAUAACAAGAAUCCCAUUUUUCUGUUUAUGUUUCUUCAUCUUUCAAAUUCCCCGAACGACGAGCUCUGAAUUGGAAUUCUCUCGUCAGUUCAAUACAAAAUGAGGUUCUUAAAAUCAAACCCCUUUCACUGGGGAUCUAUUUCUCUUUACCUUUCCUUGAUAUUUCUCGUCUUCCUUUUCUUUUCCCCUCCCGUGAUUCUUGCUCAGGAAAAUGGAAGGGAGGAGUCAAAUGCUGGAAUCAAGGAUCUGGGCCGACGAAGUAAAAUUUUUGUAGACAAAAUCAAGACAGGUAUUGCAAUAGAUGAGAACGACCCUGAUUCUAUUAAUCUUGGUGUUGAGUUGGACUCUGGUCUUGGAGUAUUUGAUGCUUUCUUUGCUAGCUUUUCCAUGAUUCUUGUCAGUGAGAUUGGAGAUGAGACUUUUAUAAUAGCUGCUCUCAUGGCAAUGCGUCACCCCAAGUCAAUUGUUUUGUCUGGAGCACUAAGUGCCUUGUUUGUGAUGACGGUACUAUCGACUGGUCUUGGUAGGAUCGUACCAAAUUUAAUAUCGAGAAAGCAUACAAACAGCGCAGCUACCGUUCUUUAUGCCUUUUUUGGGCUCCGACUACUUUAUAUCGCAUGGAGAUCAGAUGCAAAAGCUUUGCAGAAAAAAGAAAUGGAGGAAGUAGAAGAGAAACUUGAAGCUGGACAAGGGAAAACAGCAUUCCGACGUUUCUUUUCUAGAUUUUGUACACCAAUCUUUUUAGAGUCAUUUAUUUUGACAUUUCUAGCUGAAUGGGGGGAUCGCAGCCAGAUUGCAACAAUUGCUCUAGCUACACACAAAAAUGCGGUGGGAGUUGCUGUUGGAGCCACUAUAGGACACACCAUUUGUACAUCAUUAGCAGUCAUCGGUGGAAGCAUGCUGGCUUCAAAGAUCUCGCAGCGCACUGUUGCGACUGUUGGGGGAUUGCUUUUCCUUGGUUUCUCCCUGUCUUCGUACUUUUAUCCUCCUCUAUAACCACUGAAGUUUUGUAGAUUAACCUGAUUAUUACCAGGAAAUGUUAAUACUGACACUGUUCGGUAGCAGAUUUUUUGACUUAUUAUUAUUAUUAUUCUAACCGAGAAAUAUGAUACAUGCUUGAUUGGGAGUAUAAAAUCUUCAUUGCCAAUA
Olea europaea var. sylvestris is the source of this 1296-nucleotide messenger RNA. RefSeq names its product GDT1-like protein 3. Lineage: Eukaryota; Viridiplantae; Streptophyta; Magnoliopsida; Lamiales; Oleaceae. Bases 247 to 1143 code for a protein of 298 amino acids. Gene Ontology annotation, molecular function: calcium ion transmembrane transporter activity; manganese ion transmembrane transporter activity. Gene Ontology annotation, cellular component: Golgi apparatus. Gene Ontology annotation, biological process: manganese ion transmembrane transport; Golgi calcium ion transport; Golgi calcium ion homeostasis. The record is from RefSeq and is a predicted model, not a curated record. The transcript is spliced from 9 exons.